Molecule: messenger RNA, 996 nt
Organism: Rattus rattus (black rat)
Lineage: Eukaryota; Metazoa; Chordata; Mammalia; Rodentia; Muridae
Product: olfactory receptor 1J2-like
Exons: 1
Coding region: 1-996 (331 amino acids)
Biological process (GO): G protein-coupled receptor signaling pathway
Cellular component (GO): membrane
Molecular function (GO): G protein-coupled receptor activity; olfactory receptor activity
Source: RefSeq, a predicted model, not a curated record
AUGGAAUAUGACUUAUGGCCACAAAAAAAGACAGAAGGACUGAAUUUGUUGUUGGGAUUGUCUAGUAGGCCAGAGAUGCAGCCAAUUAUUUUUGGAGUUGUCCUUAUCAUGUACCUGAUGACAGUUUUGGGCAAUAUCCUACUAGUAGUAGUUGCUUGCUCAGACCCCGUGCUUCAGACCCCCAUGUACUUCCUUCUCAGCCAACUUUCCAUUAUUGACAUAUCUCUAACAACUAUCACUGUUCCUCAGAUGCUGGUUCACACACUCUCUGUGGAUCGAAGCAUUUCCUAUAACUGUUGCAUGACGCAAUUAUUUUUCUUUAUGGCAGUGGGCAGCAUGGAAGUCUACUUGCUGGGUACAAUGGCAUAUGACCGCUAUGUUGCCAUCUGUGACCCUUUAAGAUACUCUGCGAUUGUCAGCCAUAGCCUCUGUCUGAGAAUAACAUUAACCUCUUGGGUAAUAGUCAACCUUCACAGUCUCCUAUACAGUGUGCUUAUCACUCGUUUAACUUUCUGUGGAAACCAGGUUACCCACUUCUUCUGUGACAUCACCCCUCUGCUAAAGCUCUCCUGUACUCGACCAGUGGUCAAUGAAAUGUUAAUCUUCACAGAAGGUGUAGUUGUGGUGGGCAGUCCCUUCUUCUUUAUUUGGGGUUCUUAUGUUCGAAUAGGUAUUGCCAUAGCCCACAUGCACUCCUUUGCUGCCCUGAGGAAAGCUCUGUCCACAUGUGGCUCCCACAUUCUGGUUGUGCUGCUUCUUUUUGGCUCUUUGGCUAGAAUGUACCUUAAGCCAUCAUCCAGCUAUGAUUUAGACCAAGAUCGCCAGGUUGCCAUCUUCUACACCCUCAUCUCCCCUAUGUUAAAUCCACUAAUCUACAGCCUUAGGAACCAAGAUGUUAAAGGAGCACUAUGGAGGCUUUUUAGGAAACUCCAUAUUUCAGACUGGCUCUCAGACAAACAAAGAAUGAGAAACAAAUUAAUGAGAACCAAGGGUUAA